This is a messenger RNA of Cheilinus undulatus (humphead wrasse), 1439 nucleotides long. RefSeq names its product phosphomevalonate kinase (gene pmvk). Gene Ontology annotation, molecular function: phosphomevalonate kinase activity. Gene Ontology annotation, biological process: cholesterol biosynthetic process; isopentenyl diphosphate biosynthetic process, mevalonate pathway. NCBI's taxonomy places the organism in Eukaryota, Metazoa, Chordata, Actinopteri, Labriformes, Labridae. The transcript has 5 exons. The record is from RefSeq and is a predicted model, not a curated record. Bases 104 to 742 code for a protein of 212 amino acids. Gene Ontology annotation, cellular component: cytoplasm.
UGACUCUCCACGGAAGACUGACCCGGGAACCCCUCGGUGCUGGCACGGUGUAGUGAUCAGUCAGUGCUGAGAUGAAUUGAUUAGUCUGUAUCGACACAUCAGGAUGAGUGCUGACGCCUCUGAACCCAGACUGGUUCUGGUCUUCAGCGGGAAACGAAAGUCCGGAAAGGAUUAUGUGACAGACCGAAUCCAGGAGCGCCUGGUCCUUUAUUCUGGAUUUCCCUGGUCCUUCUCGUCCAGGUUGGGUGCUGAUGUCUGCUGCAUCGUGCGUCUGUCUGGACCUCUGAAGGAGCAGUACGCUCAGGAUCACGGUCUGGAUCUGGACCAGCUUUUGGGUCCUGGUCCGUAUAAGGAGCAUUACCGUGCCGACAUGAUUCGCUGGGGAGAAGAUCGCCGAUGCCAGGACCCCGGAUUCUUCUGUCGACUAGCAACCAAAGGAGCUCUGCAACCAGUGUGGGUGGUGAGUGAUGCACGGCGGCAGUCAGACCUGCAGUGGUUCCAGAGAGAGUUUCCUGGACAGACUCGAAGCGUUCGAGUGACGAGUUCAGAUGAGACACGGAGACAAAGGGGGUGGAGCUUCACCACAGGUGUUGACGAUGCAGAGUCUGAGUGCGGUCUGGACAACGGUGUUGAGUUUGAUUGGAUCAUCACUAACGAUGUUGACGCCCCCUCAUUAGAGGAGCAGCUGCAGCCAAUCCUGAAGCUGGCGAAGGAAUCAGCUGAUCAAUCAUCAGUCAGCUGAUCAAAAAUAAAUCAGCUAAACAAACAUCGGACAGCUGACAAGUCUGGACUGUGAACUCACCUGUGAGGAACGACCAGCCAAUCAGCAGAGUUUUGAUUUCAGGUGUGAGUGAACAGGAUUGUUUCUUUCCUAAAGCUAAAAAACAAAGUAAACAACUCACCUGGAAACUUUAACUGAACCUGUAUCUAAUACUGAAAAACAUCCCAAAGGUUUUGGAACAAGAGAAGACAUGUUGAGCGUCACUAAUGUUCUAGAAACAGGAAGUUCACGUUUUCAAAUUAAAGUUCAAACAUUGUAAAUAUCUUUACAUGGGUAGAUUCUAUCAAAUAUAGAAUCAUAUAAUCCUGAAUCUGCCUCACAGUUCUGCUGUUGAACCGCUACAGCCUUUAUAUCUGGUCUGAGAUAUCUGGAGCUCCUUUCUGCCGAUAGGAACUAGGGAAUUGGACUCUAAAAUAAGCAUGUCCUGCUCUUGGACACUAGGGGGCAGCAGAGUUCAACUCACUGUCUUUGAUUGGCUGAUUAACUGAGCCCCUCCUCCCCAGCCCUCAUGAUGACAACAAAACCCAGAUUACAUUCCAUCAUCAGAUUCACCAGCUGAUGUCGCCAUGUUAAACAUUGGGAUUAAAUCUGAGUGCCUUCAAGGACGAUUCUGAACAGAGAUGAACGUAAAAAUGAGAAUUAUAAAAUAAAAUGAUAU